Messenger RNA from Neltuma alba, 4643 nucleotides. RefSeq names its product WD repeat-containing protein 11. Lineage: Eukaryota; Viridiplantae; Streptophyta; Magnoliopsida; Fabales; Fabaceae. Gene Ontology annotation, molecular function: protein binding. The transcript is spliced from 20 exons. Gene Ontology annotation, cellular component: cytoplasm. Bases 142 to 4095 code for a protein of 1317 amino acids. The record is from RefSeq and is a predicted model, not a curated record.
GCAGUAGGUGCUGCGAGGACUAGUCAGGGAAAACGGAAGACAUUUCAAGACUUCGCUGAGACUCAUUCUUGCGAUCUAAGCCAAUCUGCUUCUGGUCCUUCUUCGUUCAUCUGAAUUGAUUGAAAUCGGCGAAGCAUUGCAAUGUCGAAUCCAAGAUCAAGUCCAGACUCUUGGAAUUGCAUGCUUCCAGGACCUCCAAGCCGCAACAAUUUUGGAUCCGCGGACUUGAGCUCCCAUGAUCUUCUUGCAUUCCCUUCAGGCAGUUCCGUUUCCGUCGUCGAUACUCGCUCUAUGCAGCUCGUCUCCGCCAUUCCCAUGCCGCCCCCGUCUUCGCCAUCUUCAUCUUCCACCGCUCCAUCUCUUUCCCCAUUUGUUACCUCUGUACGCUGGACCCCACUUUCUCUGAAUCACGACCUUCUAUCCACAGAGCCUUCCUCUUCCCACCUUCUGAUUGCCGCCGGUGAUCGUCAAGGACGCAUUGCUUUGCUCGAUUUUAGACUCAAAAUCGCUGUUAUGUGGUUCGAGACAGAUUCAAAACUCGGAAUUCAAGACUUGUGUUGGGUUCAAGCUCGACCCGACUUUUACUUCCUUGUUGCUAUCAACGGACCGUCUACGAUUUCCCUUUAUAACACGAUGACUGGUCGGUGUGUUUGGAAGUACGACGCAUCCCCUGAAUUCUUUUCUUGCCUUCGCCGGGACCCUUUGGAUUCUCGUCACAUCUGCGCACUCGGGCUUAAAGGCUUUCUCUUAAGUAUUAUGAUUCUUGGUGAAAGUGAAAGCAGCUUCGUGAUAAAGGAGUUUCAGAUACGGACCGAUUGUAGCGAACUGAGUAAGCUGGAAAGAGACGCGAGUGAUGUGUCAACGUCGCCUGCAUCGGCGUUGUUUUCGCUUUAUGUGGCGAGGUUCGCGUUUUCCCCGCAAUGGAGGCACAUAUUGUUCAUCACAUUUCCGAAAGAGUUGAUUGUGUUUGAUUUGCAGUACGAGACCACUCUUUUUGCUGCUGCAUUGCCUCGUGGUUGCGGGAAGUUUGCUGAGGUAUUGCUUGAUCUAAACAACGAGUGGAUUUACUGUGCUCAUCUCGAUGGCAAGCUCAGCACCUGGCGUAGGAAACCAGGGGAACAGGUGUAUACCAUGAGCGCCAUCGAAGAGUUAAUGCCCUCACUUGGCACCUCUGUUCCUUCCCCUUCAGUACUUGCUGUUGUUUUAAGCCAGUCAAAUUCCAUUCUUCAGAACAUUGCGAAGACUAAUGUGCCUAGUUCUACUUACCUCGACAAGGAUCCUGAUAAUCCCUUUGAUUUCAUCGACAAGUCUUUUAUAGUUUUUGAGACACAUUUGAUCUCUAUUUCUGAUGAUGGAAAAUUAUGGAACUGGAUCUUGACUGCUGAAGGGAAGCCGGACAUCCAAAAGGAUGAUAAGAAGUCAGAUUCGGUUGAUGAUGACAGCACAAAAUCAUUAAUAGGUACUGGUGCUAAUACCACAGUAUCUUCUAAAAGCUAUCUGUCAAGCUCAACCAUCAACCAGGAAAAUACUAUUCUAAAGAUGAGCUUAGUUGGACAGCUUCAGCUGCUUUCUUCGACAGUGACUACAUUGGCCGUACCGAUUCCUUCUCUAAUGUCAACUUUGGCCCGUGGAGGAAACCAUCCUGCCGUAGCUGUUUCUUUGGUUGCUUUGGGAACUCAGAAUGGGACUAUUGAUGUAAUUGAUGUUUCCGCUAAUGCUGUUGCUUCAAGUUUAUCUGUUCAUAAUGGUAUCGUUAGGGGACUACGAUGGUUAGGAAAUUCUAAGCUGGUAUCAUUUUCUUAUACCCAGGUUAAUGAAAAAUCUGGCGGUUAUAUUAACAAGUUAGUGGUGACCUGUGUUCGAAGUGGACUUAAUAGAAUUUUCCGAGUCCUCCAAAAGCCGGAGCGUGCACCAAUAAGAGCUUUAAGAGCAUCAUCAUCCGGAAGGUACCUGGUAAUUUUGCUUCGUGAUGCACCUGUGGAAGUUUGGGCAAUGACUAAAAAUCCCACUAUGCUUAGAUCAUUAGCUCUUCCAUUUACUGUGUUGGAAUGGACUCUUCCAACAAUUCCUCGUCCUGUUCAAAAUGCAUCUGCUAGGCAAUUGUCCUCAUCUUCUAAGGAGCAAAAAGCAGAUGAGGCAUCCAUCCCAACAAAGUUGCCCUCAUCAGAUUCAAAGGAUUCAGGCGCUGAGGGACAUCAUGAUGACUCUUCAGAGAGUUUUGCGUUUGCCUUGGUGAAUGGGGCACUUGGAGUUUUUGAAGUUCAAGGACGAAGGAUUCGAGAUUUCAGACCAAAAUGGCCUUCUUCUUCAUUCAUAUCCUCGGACGGAUUAAUUACUGCAAUGGCCUAUCGCUUACCUCAUGUGGUUAUGGGGGACAGGAUGGGAAACAUAAGAUGGUGGGAUGUGACAACAGGACAGUCUUCCUAUUUCAACACUCAUAGAGAUGGAAUCCGCCGUAUCAAAUUCUCUCCUGUUGUACCAGGAGACCAUAGUCGGGGGCGUAUAGCUGUUCUGUUUUAUGACAAUACCUUCUCUGUAUUUGACUUGGAUUCACCAGACCCCUUAGCCAACUCACUGCUGCAACCUCAGUCUCCUGGAACUCUUGUACUGGAACUUGAUUGGUUGCCCUUGCGAACUGAUAAGAAUGACCCACUGGUCUUGUGCAUUGCUGGAGCUGAUAGCAGCUUUCGCCUUUUUGAAGUCAAUGUAAAUGAUAAAAGAGUUGGUUAUGUGCCCCAGCCCAGAGCUAUAAAGGAAAGAUUCCGGCCUGUGCCUUUGUGUUGUCCCAUACUACUUCCUACGCCACAUGCCCUGGCAUUGCGUAUGAUCUUGCAAUUGGGUGUUAAACCUUCUUGGUUCAAUACUUGCAGUACAACUACGGAGAAAAGGCCUCAUUUAAUCCAGGAAACUCCUUCAUCCACUGAGGAUCUUCGCGCACACAUGAAUGACCUUCCAUCUCUAGGUGACCCUGUGGUACCCGAGAUGCUUCUAAAAGUGUUGGAACCUUACCGAAGAGAAGGGUGCAUACUUGAUGAUGAGAGGUCAACAAGGUACGCUAGUGUGUUAAAUAGUGGCUAUGCCAUGAGACUUGCCUAUGCAGCCGCACUAUUUGGUGAAUCCUCUGAAGCUUUGUUCUGGCUACAACUGCCUUUGGCACUCGACCAUUUGAUAAAUAAGUUAUUGAAAAAGCCUCCAACAAAAGAUCCAGUAGCGAUGUCAAUUCCAGAAGUUGAUGAGACAUCUCUACUGACUGGUUUAUCAUCAAAGAAAUAUUCAACUGAAGAAAUGAGGCGAGAUACAUUGGAGAGUCAAGGUCAUCUGAAGUUGAUAACUUUUGACCCAGAAGAAUUGAGGGAAAUUGCUUGUGAACGUAUUUCUUGGCAUAAAAAGUUAGAGGGUGAAGAGGCUAUACAGAACCGUGUUCAUGAGCUUGUGUCUGUUGGAAACCUUGAAGCUGCAGUUAGUUUAUUGCUUUCAACUCCUCCUGAGAGUUCCUACUUCUAUGUUAAUGCUCUCCGUGCAGUUGCUCUCUCUUCUGCCAUUUCAAGGUCUCUUCAUGAACUUGCGGUUAAGGUUGUUGCAGCCAACAUGGUGAGGGCAGACAGGUCACUAUCUGGCACUCAUCUUCUCUGUGCUGUUGGAAGAUAUCAAGAAGCAUGUUCUCAGUUACAAGAUGCUGGAUGCUGGACAGAUGCUGCAACCUUAGCUUCAAGUCACUUAAAUGGAUCUGAUUAUGCAAGGGUGUUGCAAAGGUGGGCUGGACAAGUUCAUCGCAAUGAACAUAAUAUAUGGAGGGCUCUGAUUUUGUAUGUUGCUGGCGGUGCACUGCAAGAGGCAUUGGCAGUACUUCGUGAUGCACAACUACCUGACACAGCUGCAAUGUUCAUUCUCGCUUGCCGUGAAAUCCAUGCAGAGUUAGUUUCGAAGUUAGGUAAUCCUGACGAUGAAUCAAAUUCUUCCAUCCAUGGUAAGGUACCACACUUGCCAGGGUUAGAUCCUCAGAAUGACGAUGUCAUUGCUGUUGGUGAAUACUAUGGGCAGUAUCAACGAAAAUUAGUGCACCUAUGCAUGGAUUCGCAGCCAUUCUCAGACUAAAUACAGAGUUUCAUGACAUGGGUUCAAUUCUUUCAAUUUAUAUAUUCUUGAUGGCAUUAUUCAAAACGAGAGCAAAGUUCUAGUUUGACUCUCAUGUCAGUCCUGUUCAUCCUUUAGGUCAAAGGAUCAGAAGCUUUCAGUACAUUGUCAUUGCUGUAAGUGUAUGCUGGAGAAACUUGGAGAGGCAAUAUAUCAGUUUUGAUUAAACAUUUCUGAUUGAUUGCUGAGAAAACGUUGUCCUGAAAGUUUUUCCCCCCUCGAUGAUUCAAGCUCUUGGGUCGAUUAUACUAUUACAGCUGGUGUGUAAAUUUGUGUCAACAACAAAUUGUUUGUAACCUUGCUGUUUUGAUAGGAUGAGUUGAAGAGGUUGGAUAUGCGGCUCGAGAGUAGUGUGCUAUUAUGAUGAUUAAAUAGGACCUACUUCACUGCUGUUGAAAAAGUGAAGUUUUUUUUUUUUUUAAUUCUUCAGUUCUUACCACUGUUUUCCAAGAAUCGUUACACUUCUGGGUACUCUUAAUGAAUCAAAUGGUCGAACUUUAUCCUGAUGA